Messenger RNA from Fusarium odoratissimum NRRL 54006, 2065 nucleotides. RefSeq names its product peroxiredoxin (alkyl hydroperoxide reductase subunit C). Gene Ontology annotation, biological process: cellular response to oxidative stress; cell redox homeostasis; hydrogen peroxide catabolic process. Gene Ontology annotation, molecular function: thioredoxin peroxidase activity. Lineage: Eukaryota; Fungi; Ascomycota; Sordariomycetes; Hypocreales; Nectriaceae. The record is from RefSeq and is a predicted model, not a curated record. The coding region runs from base 263 to 817 and encodes 184 amino acids. The transcript has 4 exons. Gene Ontology annotation, cellular component: mitochondrion; cytosol; cytoplasm.
UUAUUAUUAUUAAUCCAUUUUGCUAGUGUAACACGAUCAUGAUCUUCCCGUGCAAAAUAGCACACGCAAGUGGCCAGUACAAGAGCUUUCAACAAACGAGCUCCACUGCGCUAAGGAGCUCAACGUGAUGUCAUUUGUGCCGCAGCUGUCCCAAGCUCCAACCUCCACCGCGAAUCGAUUGGCAACCCAAGAAGCAAUUGACCACGCGUACCUGUUAGAAAUAGCAUAUACGCUUCACAAUUUAUCUUAACAACCUUCUGCAAUGUCCUUCAGAGCUCCUAUCCGACGUAUUGCCCUCGCCAGGCCUGCUUUGGCUGCGCGGGGCUUCCACUCAACCCCUCGUGCUUUUGUCCGCGUGGGCCAAGAGAUUCCUAACCUUGACGUCCUUCUGGAGGACUCGCCCGGUAACAAAGUCAAUCUCGCGGAGGAGUUCAAGUCAGCCAAUGGAUACAUCGUCGGCGUUCCUGCUGCCUUCUCCGGAACGUGCUCCAGCAAGCACAUCCCCUCUUACAUCAACCACCCCAAGCUCAAACAGGCUGGCCAGGUCUUUGUUGUAUCUGUCAACGAUCCGUUUGUCAUGAAGGCUUGGAGCGAGCAGCUCGACCCCGCCAAGCAGACCGGUAUCCGAUUCCUUGGUGACCCUACUGGUGAGUUCACUAAGGCCCUGGACCUUGGCUUCGAGGCGUACGAGGUCUUUGGUGGUAUGCGAGGAAAGCGAUAUGCCCUCAAGGUGGAGGAUGGCAAGGUCAGCAAGGCGUACGUGGAGCCUGAUAAUACUGGUAGCGCUGUCUCCAUGGCAGAGCAAGUGCUCGACUAGAUUAGCCUAUCUCUAUAAAUCUGGGUGCAGUGUCCUGUAGGCGUUGUCUCAAACACCUUGAGAGCAUCUCGUGAUCCAAAUAUAUCACUACAGUACUCAUAGGGAUUCAUAUCUCAAUCACCCAAGUUCUUUUGACUUUGACACUUCCCCUAUUAUCAUCAUGGCCUGCUCGUCUAAUCAUCUCGAUCCGCACAAAUAUCAACCUCUUAGCAAAAUCCUUCCUCGAUCUUGUCACAUAUCGAUUUGACAUGAAUAAAAGGGCGCAGACUACCUUUGAAGAGACCUUCUUGUCAGUGUUUUGCUUCUGGUACGAUACUUUGCCUGUGAGAUGGGCUUCCUGGUCAACGAGCCACGGUUUCAGACUCUUUCAACAACAUUGCCAUCGCUUCCAUGACCAUCAUGCGUCCCAAUUCUUUUACAGCCACAGUUUUUUGAACUCCCGUUUGGCCAGCAGAGUAAGUUGCUCAGUGUCAGUACCAUUCCAUUUCAUGUAGUAGAUGUAUUGUCAUAAUUUUACCCCCGCUAACCCCUCACCUGUGCAAACCUCAGCUAAUACGCAAAGCUCAUAUCCACACGUUUGGUCUGAGCCUUCUGUCUCUGAUUCAGAUAUAUUGCGACGCAAGCCUGGUGAAGGAGCUGGUCGUUUCACUUGUCCAGUGAUAGGAAAGGUGGCGGCAUAAGGAGGUGCAAAGUUUCGAGCGCAGUCCUUGGAUAUCACGGGUUUCAGCUGCUGGGUAAAGGUUAAGGAUCCUCCCGUGGCUGUGGCUGUGUAAACGUUCUCACAUCUCAUUUGCUUUUGAAGAUCUUUGAUGUCACCUGCGAACUUCAAGAUGGCGUGUCAUUACACGAGACUCUGUUGCGAAUGGUACAUUUCUGGCUAAGAUAAUACUAUUUUGUUGAAGCCAUUGCUGGUCAUAGCUGUCCUGGGGGUUGACCGUCAUAACUCGGCGCGAGUAUGGAAACUCUUAGCGGUGGUGGCAGUGGACGAUUCAACUCAUUCUCGCGUCUAUUGAGUUGGCUUACCACUCACAGCGCAUCACAUUUGGUACUGUCAAUGACAUCACGCAUACAGCUCUACGUACCCAGCAGCAUUAUACAGUUCCAAGGUGGCUGCUCCAACGACAUUUGCAAUCACUCAUUUCUUAGUCAACGACAACUGUUUGAUUACAGUUCGUGUUGAUAUCAGGUUCGGGGAGGGGCCAGGAGUCUUCCGGUGUGUACUACCCUAUAGUUGCCACACGACCAAAC